CGUGUAUUACAAUGUAAGAAAUGUAUUGGAAUUUAUAAACAACACCUGUAACAAUGUUGUUAUUUCUUGUAACAAUACUGGCAUAAAAUUUCACAUUGUUACCUCAUAGUUUUCGUCGGCAUUAUUGUAUUAGUAUAUAUUUCCGUCAACAAUCAGCUUUCCUCAGUGCGGAAAGAACAGAGCUAUGAAUCGCUUGUAGAAGAAGUGCGCCUUAGACAAGAUACUAUUGUGCUACUGAAGAACAACAACAUAUUAAAAGAAUUUGAAAACUGUCCUACACUCUGUGUGUUUUAUUUCUAAUUCAAUAUUUAUUGCCAGUGGAUAUCCAGUUAUCUUCCCUUAAACGAAGAGAUAGUUUCGGUGCGUAAAAUCUGGCAGCAAAAAUGGCUUUAUUUCGCAUGACGGCCUCGCGAUUCACCGAAGUACGACAGAAAAUGUCACCAGCCCUGACAGCUCUUCUGCGCAACUUCUCAGACUCGACUGACCUCAAAGCUGUACUCGCCAAGAAGGUUCCUGAAGAGCAGGAAAGGGUGAAGAACUUCCGAAAAGCUUACGGAGCAACCAAGAUCGGACACGUCACAGUUGACAUGAUGUAUGGAGGUAUGCGUGGCAUCAAGGGGUUGGUGUGUGAGACAUCUGUUCUUGAUCCUGACGAGGGAAUCCGUUUCCGUGGUUACUCAAUUCCCGAAUGUCAGAAACUGCUUCCUAAGGCCAAGGGUGGGUCUCAACCCUUGCCAGAGGGUCUGUUCUGGCUGCUCAUCACUGGACAAGUUCCAAAUCAAGCUCAGGUGCAAGCAGUCUCAAAGGAGUGGGCAAAACGUGCAGCACUAUCAUUACACGUGGCGACACUGUUGUACAACUUCCCUCCCACCCUGCAUCCCAUGUCGCAGUUCAGCUGCGCCAUAACAGCACUCAGUUCUGAGAGCAAGUUCGCCCGGGCAUACUCCUCUGGAGUACACAAAUCGAAAUACUGGGAGUAUGUUUACGAAGACGUCAUGGAUCUAAUCGCAAAGCUCCCCGUCGUAGCAGCGACCAUCUACCGCAACACGUACCGUCAUGGUAAGGGCGCUGGGGCCAUCGAUGCCAGCAAGGAUUGGAGUCAAAACUUUUGUCGGAUGCUUGGCUAUGACAACCCAGAGUUUACAGAACUCAUGAGAUUGUACCUCACAAUCCACAGCGAUCACGAGGGAGGCAAUGUGAGUGCCCACACUGUUCACCUCGUGGGCUCGGCGUUGUCGGAUCCGUACCUCUCAUUUGCAGCUGGUAUGAAUGGCCUCGCAGGUCCUCUGCACGGUUUAGCGAAUCAGGAGGUGUUAAUAUUCCUCAAGAAACUGCAGAAAGAGUUGGGAGACAACGCAACAGACGACGCAGUGAAAGAGUUCAUCUGCAGAACAUUAAAGAGUGGACAGGUGGUUCCAGGCUACGGUCACGCCGUUCUUCGUAAGACAGAUCCACGCUUCGCCUGCCAGAGGGAGUUCGCACAGAAACAUUUGCCCAACGACCCACUUUUCAGGCUGGUGUCUCAGGUGUACAAAGUGGUUCCUCCCAUUCUCAUGGAGACAGGCAAAGUCAAGAAUCCGUGGCCCAAUGUGGACGCUCACUCCGGUGUACUU
This is a messenger RNA of Zootermopsis nevadensis, 1613 nucleotides long. The record is from RefSeq and is a predicted model, not a curated record. NCBI's taxonomy places the organism in Eukaryota, Metazoa, Arthropoda, Insecta, Blattodea, Termopsidae.